AUGACGACCUCCUCUGAACAGCACCCAGCUCCCGCGAGAGAUUCGAGCGAACCGUAUUUUGAUCUCGGGACGUUCGGUCGCAAAAUUACCACGAGUUCGCAUGAAGCCCAAAUAUGGUUCGACCGGGCACUUGUCUGGACGUAUUGCUUCAAUCACGAUGAAGCAAUAAUCUGUUACCAGCAAGCGAUUGCACAUGAUGAGAACUGCGCAAUGGCCUAUUGGGGAAUAUCCUUCUGCUCCGGCUCGAACUACAACAAGACAUGGGCACUAUUCGACGAGAGGGACCGGAUUAAUGCAAUCAAACAAUGUUAUGUUUUUUCUCAAGAAGCCCUUAGACGGGCUGAGGGUGCGUUGGAAUGGGAGCAGAAGAUUAUCAAGGCUCUUGCGAAAAGGUAUCCCAACGACGACCCAAACAGAGAUAUUCUCGCAUGCAGCAAGGCAUACGCAGACUCUAUGAGAGAAAUCUAUCUGCAGAUCGGCCUCGAAGACUUUGAUAUUAUUACUCUGUUCGCUGACGCGUUGAUGAACUGCGCCCCUCGAAAACUAUAUGAUGCUUCCACGGGGCUUCCAAUCGCAUCUUCCCCAGUAUUCGAAGUCAAAGACUUGCUAGAAAGGGCUUUGAAGAUGCCCAGGGUCGAGAAGCAUCCAGGUCCCGCCCACAUGUAUAUUCAUUUGAUGGAGAUGUCGGCGACCCCCGAGGCUGCUCUUCCUGCGGCUGAGAUGAUUCGCGAAAUAUUUCCCGAUACAGGCCACACCUUCCAUAUGCCUGCUCAUAUCGACGUUCUCGUGGGUGACUACCGACGCGCCGUGGAGUAUAAUUUGAAAGCGACUAUUGCAGAUGACAAAUUUUUCCAACAAAAUGGCGGUUUUACCUUCUACAGCUACUAUCGUCUACACGACUACCACUCCCUCAUCUACGCCGCGAUGCUGGGUGGGAUGUCGAAGGCGGCGAUUUCAGCGACCGAUCGAAUGGAAGCGACUGUCACAGAAGAAAUCCUCCGUGUGGAAACGCCUGCCCUUGCGAGCUGGAUGGAAUUCUUCAAGGCCGUCAGAGUUCAUGUACUCAUCCGCUUCGGUAUGUGGCAAGAACUGAAAGAGCUUGAGCCACUAGAGGAUAAGGAGCUCUAUUGUGUAACCAACGUCAUGAGGCACUAUGGAAAAGCUAUCGCACAUGCCGCCACCUCCAAUCUUGAGCAAGCUGACGCAGAGCGAGAACUCUUCAAAGCGGCCUCCAAGCUUGUUCCUCCUACACGCCUUGACUUCCCCAACAAGAUAGUCGACAUUCUCAAGGUUGCGUCAGCUAUGCUGGAUGGCGAGAUCGAAUACCGAAGGGGGAAUUACGAGGUCGCGUUUAGCAGAUUGAGGGACGCAAUCACUUUGGAGGAUGAGCUGCCUUUUGCGGAGCCAUGGGGGUGGAUGCUUCCAGCAAGACAUGCCUAUGCGGCCCUGUCCCUGGAACAGGGUAGGGUUGAGCAGGCUGCACAAGCUUAUGCAGAAGAUUUGGGACUAUCUCAGACACCAAAGCGCGCCCAUCACCAUCCGAAAAAUGUUUGGGCUCUUCAUGGCUACCACGAGUGCCUUGAAGUUCUGGGUCGUCAUACAGAGGCAAUCAUUAUUAAACAACAGCUUUCUCUUGCUCUAGCGGAAGCAGAUGUUGAAAUUACAUCCUCGUGCUUUUGCAGGCUUGGAAAUAAUGCUUCAUGCCAAAAGCCAAAAACAAAUGGUUGUCUCAAUGUGAAGUCACAGUGUCAGAACUAG
Messenger RNA from Penicillium daleae, 1758 nucleotides. RefSeq names its product TPR domain protein. Lineage: Eukaryota; Fungi; Ascomycota; Eurotiomycetes; Eurotiales; Aspergillaceae. The coding region runs from base 1 to 1758 and encodes 585 amino acids. The transcript has a single exon. The record is from RefSeq and is a predicted model, not a curated record. Gene Ontology annotation, cellular component: intracellular anatomical structure. Gene Ontology annotation, molecular function: protein binding.